CUUGGUUGCUCGGUACUCGGUCAUUGGUGCUGUACUUGUACGACCGCACCCACGCGAUACGACUAUAUAGAUAAUACCAUUUACAUAUAUCUAAUGAAUUUUUUUUCUUUGUUCACCUGACAAUUUUAUGAAUAAAUUUAAUUAUUUACACCAGUUUAAUUUCAUCAAACCUAUUAACACAAUGGAUUUUGGUCACCUAAAAUAACCGAUAACAAAAAAAAAAAAAAAUUAACGGUUUGAUGACAGACAUAACCAAGAACGGUCAUGUCAUCCGUCAUCAAGUCCAUGAAAUAUAACUAUUCAAAUGAUGAAAUAUCACCAGAAAGUAUCGAUGUUUCGGAUGACGAUGACUUUAAUUUCAAGUAUGUGCCGUCAAAUCAAUUUAAAUAUAUCGUGAAAGACGUCAGAAGACAGAGAACAAAAAAUGAUGAGGAACGGGUUUGGACUUCUUUUGUGAAUCGGCAGGACCAGAAGCCGAAUUAUUACCAAGAAUGCUAUCAUGGAGUCGAUGCCAAGCAGCUGCUGCGUGAAAAUUUACAAGAGGUUGAUGAAGAGCUCAGAAAAUUUGAUGCAUAUUCGGAGCAAACUGAAAGAUUGACUGUGUGUACGAGUGAUUAUAAAAGAUCCGACUUGCCUUCAAGAGAAGAAAAAAAGUCAUUAAAAUUUGAUUAUCAAGUCGAAAAUGACGAUGAUAACGACUCGGAAAGCAGCAGUACAUUGCGAGCUGUACAAAAAGAAGAUGAGGAUGAGCUGAUUUACGAGCGGUCCCCGGUAUCUCAGCUAGACUUCAAAUCUAAAACGACAAAACUGCGUUACGAGCACACGAUAAGGCACCAUCAUGAACGACCAUGUACUUUUUACCGAGAUUGCAAUUGUCGUGAUUGUACUUCAACUCCUGAAUUGAUAUCCCAAAAUGGGAGUAAUCAAUAUUCCUCGCACGUAGUACGUAUAGAUCCAGUAGUAGCUCACAAAAUUUUAGGGGUUCAGACUAAAAUCUCGGAACUUCUGGAUGAAAUUUCAUACCGACUUUGCCGAAUACCCCAGCCGGAUGGUGAUAUUGAUUUAAAGCGACGUCAACAACGUGUCAUGGAGUUUGCAGUACGCUUUUCACGUAAUUAUUUGUAUGAGUUGAGACGUCAAAUGUCUGACGUGCAGAGACACGUACGAGUUAUGUCACCAAGCGCCAAACGACCUACUAAACGUGUGCUCUCACUCCAUAUGCAAGCGCUGGAACAAAAAUUAUGCUCAAUCCAUCAAUUAUUACUCAAUGCUUUAAGCGCUUACUGCAAGCAUAUACCGAGUUCUAUUUUGAAAGGACAUCCGGGAAAGCUCAAGGAAAUUCUACAAGUUGUUAUUGAUCUGAGAGACGUCUCCUCAAAAAUUAAUCUCACUGCUGAAUUAUUCGGUGCUGGCGAUACUGCUCCACUUCCUCUGGGAAAAGAUACGCAGAAAAGAUGCUACGCUAUUUUGUCAAAGCUCCGUUUGACUUCAGACCACGAAUCAGUUUACAAUCAUACUGCACCGACAAUGAUUGGUACUUCAGCGUCUGAAGCCAAGAGAAGAAAUCGCCUGGACAACCGUAAACAUAAUCAAAAUCGUUUCAGUAUGUACUGCGUUGAUUCUAAGUAUUCAAAAUGCCUGAGAAAUCGACGGCCUGUUACUGUUGGUGUGUGUCCAAGAACCACUGUUGGUAGAUUAAGACUUAAUAAUCCGGCGUCUGGGCCCAUAGAACCUCCACAUCCUAAUAUUGGGAUGCAAAAACCGAGACGCGAGGUCUUGAAACGAAACCGCGCUAGGACGAGAGCUUAUCAGAAGGAAGAUGAUAUCAGAACUGUGAUGGAAAUGAUGCCAACUGACUCGGAAAUUGGAAGUAACGGAAUGUUGUCGCAUAUUUGUCAUUCCUCAAUGGCAAAUGCUAAUAAAAUUCCAAAGAAAAAUGCAAAGCGACAGAGCGAUACCCACACUAAAUCGAGUAAACAUAAUGUUAAUUGUAAAAAAUCCACUGAAAUUGUUAUUAAAAAUAAACAAUUAUCUAGUUUAAUUCCAAUCAUCACGGAUUUAAUUUCUCUGGCAGCUAAAAAACAAAAAAACUCAUCAUUGAAGGAUGCUACCACGAUGGAAGCUCUUUUAGAGUUUCUUCACGAGUACUUGACCGAAAAAAUGAAGUCUAGUCGCAAGUCUUCAAUCACAUCUGAGUCUCUGGAAAGCGCGAGCAAAUCCUCGGAAACUCAGAGAACUUCGAAAACUCAGAGCUCUCGUGAGUUUGAAAGUAAUCGAGAGUUUGUAAACUCGGCUUUGAGCAACGAUAAAAAAUCUGGGUUAACUCAACUGAAAGUACCUCAAGACUCAGCAGAUCGGCUUCUCAAGUAUCGUGACGAGUAUCAGCGACUCUGCAGUUUAAGUCCCAUGUAUACGAGUAACAGCUUAAACAAACCCUGGGACGUUGUUUCGUGGAUAUCGGAUAAACUGAUUGAUGAGCUGAUAGUAGAAAUUUCCAAAGAACUCCAGAUGGAUGACCUCAUAAAAAAAUUAGUCGAUUUAGAAUUUCAAGACUUUUAGACCAAAUAAUUAUAAUUAUAAUAAAUAUUUAUUUUGAA
This is a messenger RNA of Cotesia glomerata, 2597 nucleotides long. RefSeq lists its product as uncharacterized. The transcript is spliced from 9 exons. The coding region runs from base 265 to 2559 and encodes 764 amino acids. NCBI's taxonomy places the organism in Eukaryota, Metazoa, Arthropoda, Insecta, Hymenoptera, Braconidae. The record is from RefSeq and is a predicted model, not a curated record.